Molecule: messenger RNA, 957 nt
Organism: Habropoda laboriosa
Lineage: Eukaryota; Metazoa; Arthropoda; Insecta; Hymenoptera; Apidae
Product: solute carrier family 25 member 51
Exons: 2
Coding region: 97-957 (286 amino acids)
Source: RefSeq, a predicted model, not a curated record
UUUAAAGCAUGCAAUAAAAAUGAUUUAAAAGAUAAAUAAAUAUGAUUAGUUGCUCUAAAUUAUAGUCUGAACAAGUUAUUACAUAAAAAAAUUAAUAUGAGCAACAUUACUUCGCAAAACGUGUCAUUAAAAUCAUUGUUAACACUUAAUAAUAAUGAUUUUAAGGAGUUUGUCUGUGGUUGGGGGGCUGCAGUUAUCAAUAUAUCUAUUACUUUUCCUAUUAAUAAAAUUAUAUUUAGACAGAUUUUGGAAGAUGUUCCAGCUAAUACUGCAUUUAAGCAGAUAUCCAGAGAAGGGAUACGAUUGCUGUAUCGUGGAAUCUUACCACCCCUUUGCCAAAAAGCUCUUUCGGUUAGUGUAAUGUUUAGUAUGUAUGAAGGUUGCAAAGAGCGUUUUCACACAUUAACAAACAAUGAUGUAUUAACUAGAGUAUUAGCUGCUCAUUUUGCUGGCACUGCUGAGGCUAUACUUAUGCCCCUUGAAAGAGUACAAACAUUACUACAGGAUUGGCGGUAUCAUAAUAAAUUUAAAAAUACUCCUCAUGCAUUUAAAUAUUUAUUGAAAAAUUAUGGUAUUUCAGAAUGUUAUCGUGGAUUAGUUCCAAUUGUAUAUAGGAAUAGUUGUUCCAACCUAAUGUUCUUUCUUCUGAAAGAAAAAUCAAAAGAAGUAAUGGGAGAACAAGAAUCAUUAUUAACAAGUUUUAUUAAUGGUGCUUUAAUAGGUGGUUUCACAAGUACUGUAUUUUACCCCAUGAAUGUAAUAAAAAUACAUAUGCAGUCAAAAAUAGGUGGCAAUUUUGAGAAAUUUAUGGCUGUUACUCGUGAAAUAUAUAUUGCAAGAAAUAGAAGUAUAGUGUCAUUUUACAAGGGUGUGCAUUUAAAUUGUAUGAGAUCAUUUAUUAGUUGGGGAGUCAUAAAUGCAUCUUACGAUUUCUUAAAAAAGAUCAUGUUUUCAUAA